This is a messenger RNA of Enhydra lutris kenyoni (northern sea otter), 3705 nucleotides long. RefSeq names its product glutamate ionotropic receptor NMDA type subunit 3B. Gene Ontology annotation, biological process: ionotropic glutamate receptor signaling pathway; modulation of chemical synaptic transmission; monoatomic ion transport. Gene Ontology annotation, molecular function: transmitter-gated monoatomic ion channel activity involved in regulation of postsynaptic membrane potential; NMDA glutamate receptor activity. The coding region runs from base 502 to 3645 and encodes 1047 amino acids. Gene Ontology annotation, cellular component: plasma membrane; postsynaptic membrane. The record is from RefSeq and is a predicted model, not a curated record. Lineage: Eukaryota; Metazoa; Chordata; Mammalia; Carnivora; Mustelidae. The transcript is spliced from 8 exons.
UGCUGUGUGACCACGGAGGCGAGCGUACCCCUCCUGGGCCGCAGUUUCCCUGACAGCCAUGGGCCAUGUUCUCAGGCUGGAGCGGGCAUGGGGGCUCCUGGGAUGGAACAGGGAUGCGCGUGAGGACCGAAUUUGACACAAAAUCUCUUCCUGGGGCUCAGCGUCGGUUUUCUCGUCUGUGGAAUGGGGAGCUAACUCCCCUGGCAGGGAGCUGGGAAGAGCCGUGGCCAGGGGCCACACCCCACCCCCGCCCCCGCGCGGCGUGGCCGAGUGAGCCUCAGUUUCCUGCCCUGGGCAGUGGGUCCCGCUCCUGCCUAGUGCGUGGCUGACAUCGGAAGGGGCCGGGAGGGGCGAGGGCGCAGGUCGCCGCGGCGUGGCGUGCCGUGAGGGAGGCGCCAGCCCCGCGGGGCGGGCCGGCGAGCUGCGGGGCCACGCAGAGAUCCCGCCUCCCGCGCGCCCGCGCCCGCGGUGCCACCCCGCCGCGGCGCCGGCAACUUUGGGAUGGAGUUUGUGCGGACGCUGUGGCUCUGUCUGGCGCUGGCGCUGGGGCCGGGGCCCGCCAGGGGCCACCCGGAGCCGUGCGGCGUCCUGGCGCGCCUGGGGGGCUCGGUGCGCUUGGGCGCCCUCCUGCCCCGCGCGCCCGCCGCCCGCGCCCGCGUCCUCGCCGCCCUGGCCGGGGCCGCCCUGGCGUCGCGGCUGCCGCACAACCUGAGCCUGGAGCUGGCGGCCGCCGCGCCCCCUGCCCGCGACCCGGCCUCGCUGGCCCGCGGCCUGUGCCAGGCGCUGGCGGCCCCGGGCGUGGCGGCGGUGCUGGCCUUCCCGGAGGCGCGGCCCGAGCUGCUGCAGCUGCACUUCCUGGCGGCGGCCACGGAGACCCCCGUGCUCAGCGUGCUGCGGCGGGAGGCGCGCGCGCCCCUCGGGGUCCCGAACCCGUUCCACCUACAGCUGGACUGGGCCAGCCCCCUGGAGACGCUGCUUGACGUGCUGGUGUCUCUGCUGCGGGCACACGCCUGGGAGGAGGCCAGCCUGGUGCUCUGCCGUGUGCGGGACCCUGCUGGCCUGGUGGCCCUCUGGACAGCCCGGGCCGGCAGGGCCCCGAAGCUGGUGCUGGACUUGAGUCGGCCAGACACAGGCGCCAAGGGGCUGCAGGCACUCCUGGCCCCCCUGGGGGCUCCAGCAGGGGGCUCGGCCCCUGCCCCUGCGGCUGUGCUCCUGGGUUGCAGCCCCGCCCACGCGAGGCAGGUGUUGCAGGCCGCACCCCCCGGCCCUCCCCACUGGCUGCUGGGCACGCCACUGUCCACCGAGGUCCUGCCCUCCGAGGGCCUGCCCCUGGGGCUGCUGGCCCUGGGCGAGGUGGCCCGGCCGCCGCUGGAGGCCGCCGUUCACGACGCUGUGGAGCUGGUGGUGCGAGCCCUGGGUCAUGCCGCGCGGGUGGAGCCGGAGCACGCCCUCCUGCCCACCAUGGUCAACUGCAGCGGCCAGCAGCUGGCCGGGCCCGUGUCCUCCGGCCGCCUCUUGGCGCGGUUCCUAGCCAACACGUCCUUCCGGGGCCGCACGGGAUCCGUGUGGGUGAGCCGCUCCUCCCAGGUACACAUCUCCCGGUACUUCCGAGUGUGGAGCCUGCGCCAGGACCCGCGGGGUGCCCCGACCUGGGCCACCGUGGGUAGCUGGCGGGCCGGGCAGCUGGAGUCCCAGCCAGGUGGCGCCCCCGCACAGCCCCCGCCCUCGCCGGGAGCCCGAGCCCGGCCCAAGCUGCGCGUGGUGACGCUGGUGGAGCAUCCCUUCGUGUUUGCCCGGGAGCCUGACGAGGAUGGGCAGUGCCCCGCGGGGCAGCUGUGCCUGGCCCCUGGCACCAACGACUCGGCCACCCUGGACGCACUGUUCGCCGCGCUGGCCAACGGCUCGGUGCCCCGCGCCCUGCGCAGGUGCUGCUUCGGCUACUGCAUUGACCUGCUGGAGCGCCUGGCGGACGACACGCCCUUCGACUUCGAGCUGUACAUCGUGGGUGACGGCAAGUACGGCGCCCUGCGGGACGGCCGCUGGACCGGCCUGGUGGGGGACCUGCUGGCCGGCAGGGCGCACAUGGCUGUCACCAGCUUCAGCAUCAACUCGGCCCGCUCCCAGGUGCUGGACUUCAGCAGCCCCUUCUUCUCCACCAGCCUGGGCAUCAUGGUGCGGGCCCGCGACACGGCCUCGCCCAUCGGCGCCUUCAUGUGGCCGCUGCACUGGUCCAUGUGGCUGGGUGUCUUUGCCGCCCUGCACCUCACCGCGCUCUUCCUCACGCUGUACGAGUGGCGCAGCCCCUACGGCCUCACGCCGCGGGGCCGGAACCGGGCCACCGUGUUCUCCUACUCCUCGGCCCUCAACCUCUGCUAUGCCAUCCUCUUUGGACGCACCGUGUCCAGCAAGACGCCCAAGUGCCCCACGGGGCGCCUGCUCAUGAACCUGUGGGCCAUCUUCUGCCUGCUCGUGCUGUCCAGCUACACGGCCAACCUGGCCGCCGUCAUGGUCGGGGACAAGACCUUCCUGGAGCUGUCGGGGAUCCAUGACCCCAAGCUGCACCACCCGUCCCAGGGCUUCCGCGUGGGCACCGUGUGGGAGAGCAGCGCCGAGGCCUACAUCAAAAAGAGCUUCCCCGACCUGCACGCGCACAUGCGGCGCCACAGCGCGCCCACCACGCCGCACGGCGUCGCCAUGCUCACGAGCGACCCCCCCAAGCUCAACGCCUUCAUCAUGGACAAGUCGCUCCUGGACUACGAGGUCUCCAUCGACGCCGACUGUAAACUGCUGACCGUGGGCAAGCCUUUCGCCAUGGAGGGCUACGGCAUCGGACUCCCUCAGAACUCGCCGCUCACCUCCAACCUGUCCGAGUUCAUCAGCCGCUACAAGUCCUCCGGUUUCAUCGACUUGCUGCACGACAAGUGGUACAGGAUGGUUCCUUGUGGGAAGCGCGUCCUCGCCGUUACAGAGACACUGCAGGUGGGCGUCUACCACUUCUCGGGACUCUUCGUGCUGCUCUGCCUGGGGCUGGGCAGCGCUCUGCUCAGCUGCCUGGGCGAGCACGUCUUCUACCACCUGGUGCUCCCGCGCAUCCGCAGGGGCAAGAAGCUGCAGUACUGGCUGCACACGAGCCAGGUGAGCGGCCGGAGGAGCGAGCCGGGGGUGGGGGGUGGAGGGUGGGGGUGGGGCGGGCAGCAUCCCCUGACCCCGACCGAGCCUCUGGGCUUGCAGAGAAUCCACCGCGCCCUCAACACAGAGCCGCCGGGAGUCGAGGAGCCAGGCCCCAGGGCUCUGGAGGACCAGCAGCAGGACGCACCGGCAGCGUCUGCGGCGAGCUGGACCCGGGUGCGCCGGGCCAUGGCGAGGGAGUGUCGCGUGCGCUUCUUGCUGGAGCCCGCAGAAGCCGCCGCGGCGCCUGACUCGGAGGAGGCGGGGCGGCCAGAGGGCCCGGUCUGGCUGUGUUCCAACGGCCGCCUGCCAGCUGUGCUGCCCUCGAGCCCUCCGGGUCCCGGCGAGCUGCAGGAGCUGGAGCAGCGCAUCCAGAGUGCGCGGGAGCGGCUCCGCCAGGCCCUGGCGCGGCGAGGCGAGCUGCUGGACCAGCUGGGGCACGGGGACCGGCCUCUGCGCCUGCUCCAAAGCACCUGAAGGCGCCCGACGACGCAAGGAACGCACCCCCUGCCCGGCGCAGGCGCCCCCCCCCCCGGC